CCGGCUGCUACACGCGCCUGCUCAUGUCCUUUCUUUAGCUAGCUCACAGCGCCACACCUGUGUCCCACGCUGAAACUCCAUACUCUAAUCAAAAUGACAAUGGCAAUGUCAAUCUCCUUGCUCACCUCAUCCUUGUCUUCGCUUUCUUUCUCUUCUCAGAUUUCGGAAAAACCAAACACCCUCUCACUUUCCCGUUCAAAUUCCCUUUCGCUCUCGCUUUCCUCCAAACCUGCUCGUCUUCUUGUCUCCGCCACUGUUGCGUUGCCAGUCGAAUCCGAGGCCACCGAUAUCAAGAAAUUAGUUAAGUCGAGGCUACCCGGUGGAUUCGCUGCUCAACCAAUCUUCGGCACCGGUCGCCGUAAAUGCGCCAUUGCUCGAGUCGUUCUUCAAGAAGGCACAGGCAAAGUUAUCAUCAAUUACCGCGACGCCAAGGAAUAUCUUCAAGGUAACCCUUUAUGGCUUCAAUACAUAAAAGUCCCAUUGGUAACUCUGGGGUAUGAGAGCAGCUAUGAUGUAUUUGUCAAAGCUCAUGGGGGUGGCCUCUCUGGUCAGGCACAGGCAAUCUCCCUUGGCAUCGCCCGUGCAUUGCUGAAGGUGAGUGAGAACCAUAGAUCCCCUUUGAAAAAGGAAGGGCUACUGACUAGGGAUUCAAGGGUAGUUGAGAGGAAGAAGGUUGGUCUGAAAAAAGCUCGCAAGGCUCCACAGUUUUCUAAGCGUUGAAGUUUAAUGUUAUUGUUAUUCUUCUAAGUAGCAGCUUUUGUUUGUAUGCAUCUCUGUCGUGCUGUAUUUUAAGCAAACUAUUUUACUUCAGCAAUUCAUAAAGUAAGAUUUGCAUUGUAAAAAACAAAUUUUUUUAAUAAAACCCUUCAAUUUUAGAUAGAA
Molecule: messenger RNA, 882 nt
Organism: Hevea brasiliensis (rubber tree)
Lineage: Eukaryota; Viridiplantae; Streptophyta; Magnoliopsida; Malpighiales; Euphorbiaceae
Product: 30S ribosomal protein S9, chloroplastic
Exons: 2
Coding region: 94-720 (208 amino acids)
Biological process (GO): translation
Cellular component (GO): mitochondrial small ribosomal subunit; ribosome; plastid small ribosomal subunit
Molecular function (GO): structural constituent of ribosome; RNA binding
Source: RefSeq, a predicted model, not a curated record